AUGAUACGCCCCAAUAUUGAAAAUCUGUUGCGUAGUUUUGUCGCAUCUGAUGCCUCGGUGAAAUCUUGUAUUUCUUUAAUAGAGGAUUCAAUUUGUUCAAUUAAGUAUGCUAACGAAUUUCGAACUGCGUUUGAGAAAUUACAACACAAAGCUAAAAGCAAUCUGCUUGAGAUGCGCGAAAUAUUGCUGAAGCUGUAUAUCGACAAUGACUCUUCCCCUCCACUUCAUAGUCUAAAAAUGAGAUCUGCAGCCUCCAACAACAAGCGGCAAUUUCACGAAUUACAGGAUUCGUAUAACAAAGUCGUACUUAAAGGAAUUGCCCACUUAGAAAAACUUGAGAAGGCUUCUCUGAUCUAUGAAACAUACGGACGAUCUAACAAAACUACUCGCAACUACCAUGAUUUAGACGAUGAUCUAACUCAAGAACUACAGUCUCAUGCAAGGAGUCUUGCUGAACAGGUUGCGCUCAGUUCAUCCAACGCAACCCUCGCUGUCGACUCUUCCCAAAAGAUAAGUGAUAACGCCAAUGAGCUUCGUGAAAUGUCUGGCGAACUAUACGUGUCUUCCCGGCUUGCCAAACGUCUUUCAAGGCGUCGGUUUACUGACAGAGUUCUAUUUACUUUGGCAUUCCUGUUUUAUUUUCUUACUUGUGCUUACAUUUUUAUUAAAAGAAGUUAUAAAUGA
This is a messenger RNA of Protopolystoma xenopodis, 684 nucleotides long. The record is from the annotation of a GenBank genome assembly. NCBI's taxonomy places the organism in Eukaryota, Metazoa, Platyhelminthes, Monogenea, Polystomatidea, Polystomatidae.